This is a messenger RNA of Arvicanthis niloticus (Nile rat), 1708 nucleotides long. RefSeq names its product mas-related G-protein coupled receptor member B2-like. Gene Ontology annotation, cellular component: plasma membrane. NCBI's taxonomy places the organism in Eukaryota, Metazoa, Chordata, Mammalia, Rodentia, Muridae. The record is from RefSeq and is a predicted model, not a curated record. Gene Ontology annotation, molecular function: G protein-coupled receptor activity. Gene Ontology annotation, biological process: G protein-coupled receptor signaling pathway.
CUUCUCUUUGCCACAGACAAGCUUAACAUCAACCAUAAGAAGAAUAGAGCAAAGGAACAUGAGUGGAGAUUUCCUAAACAAGAAUUUAAGCAUCUCAGCCUGGGAAACUAACACUACAUGGCUGAAUGGAAGCUACUACUUUGAUAAUCCAGUUUGUGUCACCAAGUUCCAGACCAUGAUUUUGCUUUCCCUCAUCAUUUCCCCGGUUGGGAUGGUACCAAAUGCCAUAGUGCUGUGGUUCCUGGGCUUCCGAAUACACAAGAAUGCCUUCUCUGUCUACAUCCUCAACCUGGCUGCGGCUGACUUUCUCUUUUUGUGUUCUCAGUUUGUAUUUUGGCUUUAUAUUGGCAUUUACACCUUCUACACAAUUGACAUUAAAAUUCCUUUCGGUUUUUAUGUUGUGCCAAAAUUUGCUUAUCUUACUAGCCUGAGCAUUCUCAGCACCAUCAGCGUUGAGCGCUGCCUGUCUGUAAUAUGGCCCAUCUGGUAUAGAUGUAAACGUCCAAGACACACGUCACCUAUCACAUGUUUUGUGCUUUGGGCUAUGUCCCUGGUGUUGGGACUCCUGGAAGAGGUGGUAUGUGGUAUAGUGUUUAGUAGUUUUGACUAUUAUUGGUGUGAAAUACUUGAUAUCAUCACUACUGUAUGGUCAAUUGCUUUAUUUGUUGUUCUCUGUGUGUCCAGCCUCAUCCUGCUUGUCAGGAUCUUCUGUGGCUCACAGCGGAUUCCUGUGACCAGGCUGUGUGUGACCAUUGUACUCACAGUCCUGGUCUUCCUGAUCUUUGGUCUUCCCUUUGGGAUCUAUUGGCUAAUCGAUAAAUGGGUUAGCAAUAUUGAUAAUAUUCAAAUCUGUAAUCUUUAUCAAGAGACACUAUUCCUAUUCUGUGUUAACAGCUGUGCCAACCCCAUUAUUUACUUCCUCGUUGGCUCCAUUAGGCACCGUAGGUUCAGGCGGAAGACUCUUAAGCUAGUUCUGCAGAGAGCCAUGCAAGACACCCCUGAGGAGGCAAAAGGUGGAGAGAAGAGCUCUCCAGAACACCCUGAAGAACUGGAAAUAGUUCAGAGCAACAACUGAGAGCUGCUUCAUCAGACAAAAAUGAUGAUUGAGGGAAAUACUUUUCCUUAUCUGUGUGGACCAUUUUUACAACUUGCUCACUUUGUUUUAAUUAAUUGCUUAAUUAAAACAUUAAUUUUGUAAAAGUUGAAAGAAAUGGAUCUUCAUACAAAUACUGACUGCAGCAAUUCUGAAGCUGUGUUACUUAGGGGUUAUAAUCUCCUUUUGAUGGACUCCUUGUGUAAGUGUUCUGUGGUAAAGAACUGCUCCUACUGUUGAUGAACUCUCCUUCAGUAGAAGGCAAAUGGAAGUACAAGGAAGGGCUGUAUUUGUGUAGUCACUGAAAUUUAUAAUGCUUACACAAAUGUUGUAACUUGCAAAAAUUCUUUUAAGACAGCCUUCUCAGUGUUUAAGACCUACAUAGAUACACUUUAUAAUCCUAGUCCUUAUUAAUUUCUUCAGGUUAUAAAGAAUAUAUGAAGUAAUAGACUUGAUUAUUAAACAAAUAAAUAUUCUCAAACUAAGACUGUUAAAUCUCUCUUCACACAGCUGAGUUCUCACUGUGAACAUCAAAUUCACUGUGUCUCUAAUUUUUAAAAUUGGAAAAGUAAGCUUAGGAUUUGCAAUGAGAUCUACCAACAUCCAUGUCCACAA